AUGCAUCCAUCCAUCCAUCCUCCUCCCCCUAUCUCCCCCAAUCUUUUGAUUGAUCUAGAGAAAAAUUUUCGCGUCUUUUGGUUUUCCUUUUUUCCCUUUUUCUUUGUACUGGCCGUGUCUACUGGUGGAGACGAUGGAGAGCUUCUGCCACGGGUCAACCAUGGUCUAUCGAGCAAGUCCACAAGCGCGCGUGUAGCGUGUGAGCCCGUUGUCCGUAUUCCUGUGUAUUACUGGUUGCUUUCUGUUGUCUCUUCUGGUGGGCGCGGCUGGUACCAUCUUUUUUGGUCUGUUGCUUCCGCCAGUGGGACUUUUCUGCCAGUGGGUUUGUUGCUUCCCACUGCCGCCAGUUGCCGGUUGCCGGUUGCCAGUUGCCAGUUGCCAGCCGCCCAUUUUCCUUCCACUGGCGGGUCCAUUUAUCUCACUGGUAGGAGCCAUUUAUCCCACUGGUCGGACAUUUGCUUCCUGUUGCUUCCUGUUGCUUCUGCCGGGGAACUCGAUGGUUCCAUUUCUGCCGCAAAGGUGUCGGCUAUGUCGUGUCCUCAAGACACCUCGUCAAAAGCCGAUAAGGCUCACCAGAAGCCCAACAAGGGCGCCUAG
This is a messenger RNA of Phycomyces blakesleeanus NRRL 1555(-), 597 nucleotides long. RefSeq lists its product as hypothetical. NCBI's taxonomy places the organism in Eukaryota, Fungi, Mucoromycota, Mucoromycetes, Mucorales, Phycomycetaceae. Bases 1 to 597 code for a protein of 198 amino acids. The transcript has 5 exons. The record is from RefSeq and is a predicted model, not a curated record.